Molecule: messenger RNA, 4466 nt
Organism: Hipposideros armiger (great roundleaf bat)
Lineage: Eukaryota; Metazoa; Chordata; Mammalia; Chiroptera; Hipposideridae
Gene: TLR4
Product: toll like receptor 4
Exons: 3
Coding region: 264-2789 (841 amino acids)
Biological process (GO): immune response; inflammatory response; defense response to Gram-negative bacterium
Cellular component (GO): plasma membrane; lipopolysaccharide receptor complex
Molecular function (GO): protein binding; transmembrane signaling receptor activity; lipopolysaccharide immune receptor activity
Source: RefSeq, a predicted model, not a curated record
CUGGUCUGCAGACAUUUUCUUCUUCUAACUUCCCCUCCUGAGAGGGGGACAGAAAUAUUAGAGAAACAAAACUCCAGAAUGCUCCGGUUGCCACUCUCACUUCCUCUCUCGCCUCUUUACCCAGCGCUGCUUUGAAUACAGUAAUUGCUCGGGGCCAACGGAGCAAGGGAAAGAAGACAGCACAGCCCCAAAGGCUGCCCUGGUAGGCGGCUACCGCGGAUCAUGCUGUCACAGGGCCAUUUCUGGUCCCGAAAAAUGCCGGGAUGAAGGCUCCCACCCGCCUGGCUGGGACUCUGAUCCUAGCCAUGGCCUUCCUCUCCUGCCUGAGACCCGAGAGCUGGGACCCUUGUGUGCAGGUGGUGCCUCACGUCACGUAUCAGUGCAUGGAGCUGGGUCUCUACAAAAUCCCCGGCAACAUCCCCACGUCAGCCAAGAAACUGGACCUGAGCUUUAACCCCCUGCGGCGUUUACGCAGCUAUAGCUUCUCCAACUUCUCAGAACUGCAGGUGCUAGAUCUAUCCAGGUGUGAAAUUCAGAUAAUUGAAGAUGAUGCACAUCAGGGCCUAAAGCAUCUCUCCACUUUGAUAUUGACGGGGAACCCUAUUCAGAGUUUAGCCAAGGGAGCCUUUUCUGGACUAUCAAGUUUACAGACACUAGUGGCUGUGGAGAUAAACCUAGCAUCUCUAGAAGACUUCCCCAUUGGACACCUGAAAACCUUGAAGAAGCUUAAUGUGGCUCACAAUUUUAUCAAUUCCUUCAAGUUACCUGAAUAUUUUGCUAACCUGGCGGACCUGGAAUACUUGGACCUUUCCAAUAACAAGAUCCAAAAUAUUUAUCAUGAAGACUUGCUGGUUCUCCAUCAAAUGCCCCCAUUCAAACUCUCUUUAGACUUGUCCCUGAACCCUUUAGACUUUAUCCAACAAAAUGCCUUUAAAGAAAUCAAGCUCCAAGAACUGACUGUGAGAAGUAAUUUUAAUAGUACAGAUGUAAUGAAAACUUGUAUUCAAAGCCUAGCUGGGUUAAAAAUCAAUCAGUUGGUUCUAGGAGAAUUUAAAAACGAAAGAGCCAUCAAAGAGUUGGACAAAUCUGCCCUGGAGGGACUGUGCAAUGUGAGCAUGGAAGAAUUUCGGCUAGCAUUCUUGCGUGACUUCUCAGAGGACGAUGCUGGCUUUUUUCAUUGUUUGGCAAACGUUUCUAGAAUUUCUUUUUUGGGUCUGAAUUUCAACAAGCUAGGAGGCCUUUCUAAAGACUUCCGAUGGCAAUAUUUAGAAUUGGCUAAUAGUAAAUUUGAACACUUUCCCACAUUGGAGCUUGACUCUCUCAAAACGUUUAUUUUCACUGACAAUAAAGUUCUGAACCCUUUUACUGAAGUUAACCUACCAAAACUUGAGUUUCUAGAUCUCAGUAGAAAUGACUUGACUUUCAAGGGUUGCUGUUCUCAUUCUGAUCUGGGGACAACCAGGCUGAAACACUUAGAUCUGAGCUUCAAUGAUGCUAUCACUAUGAGUUCGAACUUCUUGGGCUUAGAGCAACUAGAACAUCUGGAUUUCCAGCAUUCCACUUUGAAACAGGCCAGUGAUUUCUCAGUAUUCCUGUCACUCAAAAACCUCCUUUACCUUGACAUUUCUUAUACUAACACACGCAUUGUCUUCCAUGGCAUCUUCGAUGGCUUGUUCAGCCUCCGGGUCCUGAAAAUGGCUGGCAAUUCUUUUCAGGACAACUUCCUUCCAAGUAUCUUCACAAAUAUGACUAGCUUGACCUCCCUGGACGUCUCUAAGUGUCAACUGGAACGGGUGUCCCAGGGGGCAUUUGGCUCACUCCCAAAUCUUCGGUUGCUAAAUAUGAGUCGCAACAACCUCUUGUUCUUGGAUACACUUCCUUACCAAUCUCUUCACUCCCUUCGCAUUCUGGACUGCAGUUUUAACCGUAUAGUGGCUUUCACGAGGCAAGAGCUACCGCUGUUUCCAAGCAGUCUGGCUUCCUUAAAUCUCACUGAGAAUCACUUUGCUUGUGUCUGUGAACACCUGAGUUUCCUGCAGUGGGUCAAGGACCACAGGCAUCUCUUGGUGGACUCUGAACAAAUGCUGUGUGUGAACCCUUCAGAAAUGCAGGGUGUGCCGGUGCUCAGUUUCAGGAAUUCCACCUGUCAGAUGAACAAGACCGCCGUUGCUGUGUCAGUUCUCUCUGUCCUUGUGAUAUCUGUGGUGGCAGUUCUGGUCUACAAGUUCUAUUUCCACCUGAUGCUUCUUGCUGGUUGCAAACAGUAUGGCAGAGGUGAAAGCACCUAUGAUGCCUUUGUUAUCUACUCAAGCCAGGAUGAGGACUGGGUGAGGAAUGAGUUGGUAAAGAACUUGGAGGAGGGGGUGCCCCCCUUUCAUCUUUGCCUUCACUACAGAGACUUUAUUCCUGGGGUGGCCAUUGCCGCCAACAUCAUCCAGGAAGGUUUCCACAAAAGCCGGAAGGUUAUUGUGGUCGUGUCCCGACACUUCAUCCAGAGUCGAUGGUGUAUCUUUGAGUAUGAGAUUGCCCAGACCUGGCAGUUUCUCAGCAGUCGGGCGGGCAUCAUUUUCAUCGUCCUGCAGAAGGUGGAGAAGUCCCUGCUCCGGCAGCAGGUGGAGCUGUAUCGCCUUCUCAGCAGGAACACGUACCUGGAGUGGGAGGACAGUGGCCUGGGGCGGCACAUAUUCUGGAGACGACUCAGAAAAGCCUUGCUGGAUGGUAAAGCGUGGAUUCCAGAAAGAACAGCAGAUGCAGAGAGCAGCCAGCACUCAGCAACAACCCCCACCUGAGGAGGACCUCCUCAGGUGCUUCUGGCCCAGCUGCACCCAGUACUUGUUCAGUUGACAAGUAUUAAAUGCUGCAACAUGGUAGGCUUGGGGCUAAGGGAACGUGAUUCAGUGGUGCCAGGUUACCCAGGGCUGGUGAUCUCCUGGAGUUUGCAGUGCAGAGGGAAUGGGUACUGGGCUACAAUACAGAAUCUGCAUUGUUCUGUAUUGUACAAUGUCAGCCAUUCAGCUAAGGAGUCCAUGGCAGAGAAAGUCAAUUCAACUCUUAACCGUAAGACUGAAUUAUAACUAAGAGACUGGCCCCAGUCAGAUCAGAAAAGGAUGUCGGUCUUCUCCUGAGGCUUUUGAAUGGAAAGCACCUCAUGGCUCACAUUUUUACCACCUUGAAACAAAGCAUAAUGGUAGUUUCAACUGAACUAGGUCUUUGCUCACUGUUUCCUUUUCUACUGAAUACAGCUGAAAUUCAACUUGAUGACUCAGGCUCCUGAUCCCGAUCCUUGCUCCAUUUUAGGUCAGUUUCCUUACAAGGUUAAAGUCUCGCAACGGAUUCCUAAGGAAACCUGAUCAACACAUAUUUACAAGCAUCCCGGUCAGUCCCUAGCAUGUUCUAUUUAUUAACUCAUCGUCCCUGGUAUAUAUAUUUUUUGUUUUCAUAAAUUCAGUUCUCAUGUUGCAUGUCUCCUCUAUGCACCUGUGUCAUAAGUAAGGUUGCUAGAGGCAUGCUGGCAUAUCCAUAUUUAACCACUAUCUUUCAAGCAGAUAUGUCAAAUACACUCUGUCAUUCUGUCACUUGAUGUCAUUCUAAAUGUAUUAUCUAGUAAGUUAUGACUGUCAUACAGGUAGCAUUAAAAUAAUUUGGUUGAAUGUGGCACUUAUUGUCAUGGGGGCGAGAGGUCCAACUUCCUGGUUUCAUAAAGAAAAAUUUGGGCCAAAGGAAGAGAAGGGGUGGGAUGACCUCAGGAGGUCAGCUCUCCUUGAUGAUCCCGGGAAUAUAUGGGCUGAUACAGCUGGGGGGACCACAUAACAAGAGUUGCAGUAACGCUUCCUUCUGCAUCAACCCAGUGUUGUCUGAGGGAACAUUGAAUCCCUCAGGGGAUUGUGAAAUCCUUCAAGGUGGGGAGCUCACCGUGGCUACUUCCUGUUAGGUAUCAUUCCAUCACCAUGGCCCCAUUUACAAAAGAGCAGUAAACAAUGAAGAGUAGAAAAACUCACAGAGAAAACAAUGCCUCUGAGACAACGUGUGUCACGUAAAGGGGAGUUCUCAGAAAAGGACACUCACCCAGCUUCCGCAAGAAUGGUCAAUUCAAAGAAAGCAAUGAGGACAUUUGGAAAAUACUUAAAAACAGCUUUACAGAGUAGUAGUUUGCCCUAUUUUCUAUUUGGGUUAACCAGACUCUCAGAGAAGUAAAGCCCACGGCACGCAUGGAAAGCAGUGAACGUGAGUUGUGGCUUUCUGCAAAGCCACACUACCCAAAGCACCAGGGGGUCUCUCUGGAGUUGGAAUAGGAAAACACUAUGCUAGAGCUUACUCGCAGCGUCUUUCUUUCCUGUGUUUGUUCCUUGUCCAGAUAUUUUAGUUCUGAUUCAACUUAUUGUGCAUGUAGACGACAUUUGAAUCUCUCUCAUGUCCUUCAUGGAAAGAAAUGUGUUAUAAAUAAAUCAUUUGGUACGUAUAAUAUA